AUGGACAAGAUAUUUGGAGCUCUCUCAUCCUCAUCAACCGCGUCCACUUCAUUACCUCCGACUCCGAGCUCACUCAUGUAUCUAUCGGACGACGAGGUCUCUAACAGAAACGAACACAGCAGAGAGAAGAAGGGUUGGGGACCAAGCCCUUCUCAAUUUGACUGGAGGCGCAGAAGACUCCCGGACGAUUCGAGCGACGAUGAAGACGAAGCACCAUCGUCUAGUGUAUCGCGUAAGCUUAAGCUUAAAGAUUUGCGUAAGCUUAAGCUUAAAUAUUUGCGUAAGCUUAAAGAUUUCAUCCGCGAGAAUUGUCUGGAGAUCAAAACCUCAAUCGGGAUGGACUAUACUGUCGAUAUAGUGGAAGAGGAAGAUGAAAACGACAUGAUAGCGUUAGGCCAACUUUACAGUUACACCGAUGAUGUGAGUGACGACGACGACGACGACUCUGAGACGGAAUCAUACGAGUGGGAGGAGGAGCUGGAACCGACACUGAAGAGGAAAGGAAACAACCUUGAUGAUGAUUCUUCUAACUUGCAUAAGCGUGUUCGGUUUAGUUAUGAUGUCAGAGACGACAAAGGUUCGGUUUAUCUAUCUGCGAUUCCAGAUUAUAUGAGGAAUCCAUCAAAAUACACAAGAUAUACAUUUGAUGAAGAAUCUAACCGGAGAGCUUACAUGGAGUUUCUCAACUUGCUAAGGUGCAAAGAUGAGGCUAUGGCUGUUGAUGAUGAGACUCUCGUUGAGUUUCCAAGAUCAGUGGCUUUUGCACCAAAGAGAAAACCAACGCCAUGA
Molecule: messenger RNA, 789 nt
Organism: Microthlaspi erraticum
Lineage: Eukaryota; Viridiplantae; Streptophyta; Magnoliopsida; Brassicales; Brassicaceae
Source: the annotation of a GenBank genome assembly